AUGCCUGGCUUGCUGAACCGCAUCACAGGGGCGACCCUGCCUCUCACUGUGUCUGAUGUCACCUCCUAUGUGAGCGGCUAUGCCCUGGGGCUCACCGCCUCCCUCACCUACGGCAACCUGGAGGCUCAACCCUUCCAAGGUCUGUUCGUGUAUCCGAUGGACGAGUAUACCACAGUGGUUGGUUUUGAGGCAGUCAUUGCUGACCGUGUUGUCACCAUACAAAUCAAAGACAAAGCCAAGCUGGACCGAAGCCACUUGGAUAUCCAGUCUGCCACUGUCACAGGGAACAGUCCACAAGAGGGGGUUCCCAUCACCCCUCAUUCCUGCGCGCCGGGAAAGGUGGCCUUGGAUGAGGAUCUGGAGCGGAUUCUGUUCGUGGUCAACCUGGGGACCAUUGCUCCCAUGGAGAAUGUCACCAUCUUCAUCAGCACCUCCUCGGAACUCCCCACGCUGCCCAGCGGGGCUGUGAGGGUCCUCCUGCCGGCAAUCUGUGCCCCGACCGUGCCUCAGUUCUGCUCUCAGAGCUCCGGCUCCUCCAGACAACAGGCUCAAGGCAAAGACCCACACUGCUACGGCAUCCAGACUGUGGACUCCUGGAAUGGGCUGUGUCUGGCCACCCUCCUGGAUACAGAGGUGACCAACCCAAUGGAAUAUGAAUUCAACUUUCAACUGGAGAUCCGUGGGCCAUGUCUGCUUGCAGGGGUGGAGAGUCCCACUCAUGAAAUCCGUGCAGACGCUGCUCCCUCCGCACACUCAGCCAAGAGCAUCAUCAUCACCUUAGCCAACAAACAUACCUUUGACCGGCCAGUGGAGAUCCUCCUCCACCCCAGUGAGCCCCACAUGCCACACAUCCUGGUGGAGAAAGGGGACAUGACCCUGGAGGAGUUUGAGCAGCACUUGAAGGGAAAAGCGGAUUUCAUUCGGGGGAUGAAGAAGGACAACAGUGCCCAGCGGAAGACAGAAGUCAUCCGGAAGCGUCUCCACAAAGACAUUCCCCACCACUCGGUCAUCAUGCUCAACUUCUGUCCCGACCUCCAGUCUGUGCAGCCCAACCUGAGAAAGACCCACGGGGAGUUCAUCUUUCUCAUCGACAGGAGCAGCAGCAUGAGCAGGACUAGCAUCCAGUGCGUCAAGGAGGCCAUGUUGGUAGCUCUUAAGAGCCUUAUGCCGGCCUGUCUCUUCAAUGUCGUUGGGUUUGGAUCUACAUUUAAGACCGUCUUUGCUUCCAGUCAGAUCUAUAAUGAGGCGAACUUGGCCAAGGCAUGUGACUGCAUCCAAAGAAUACGGGCUGACAUGGGCGGCACCAAUAUCCUCUCCCCUCUCAAGUGGAUCCUGCGGCAGCCAGUACACCAGGGCCACCCAAGGCUACUCUUCCUGGUUACUGAUGGGGCUGUGAGCAACACUGGGAAGGUUCUGGAGCUGGUGCGGAAUCACGCCUUUUCUACCAGGUGCUACAGUUUUGGGAUUGGACCCAGUGUCUGCUACAGACUGGUGAAAGGACUGGCGUCUGUAUCCAAGGGCAGUGCGGAGUUCCUGACAGAGGGGGAGCGGCUGCAACCAAAGAUGAUCAAAUCCUUGAAGAAGGCCAUGGCGCCGGUGCUGAGUGACGUGACCGUGGAGUGGGUCUUCCCUGAGACCACAGAGGUCCUGAUCUCGCCUGUUAGCACCAGCUCGCUCUUCCCUGGGGAACGGCUGAUGGGCUACGGCAUUGUGUGCGAUGCCUCCUUGUACAUUUCCAAUUCCAGUCCCGACAAAAGGCGAAAGUACGGCACGCUGCAAGCUCAGGAGUCCAGCAGCUCUGUUUUCUAUCACUCUCAGGAGGAGGGACUUGGCCCGGGCAGUGCGAACUGUGCCAAGAUCUUCAACCCAGGGCAGACCCAAGAUGCCCAUCCAUGCAAUGGAGACUCCCCCUCCCAUCACGGUCUGGAUGUCUCCCAGCGACGGAGGGCGUACAGCACCAACCAGAUCUCUAGCCAGAAGACCACCCCAAGGGCCACCACAGCCAGCGAUCCCACUGGGAUUGCCAGGAGACACCCACUGAGAAAAGCCAAGGUGCAGGACCUUGCCAAUCAGGGCAGCUCAGAAAGCCAGCAGAUUGAUCUGCAGCCCUUACUCAGCGGUGGCCAUGACCUGAGCCAGGGCCCCAGACUGCACGGCCCAGGGGCCCGCAGGCCCUCUCUACUGCCUCAAGGCUGCGAGCCCUUGCUGCUCUCUCGCCAGGAGCCCCAGGCCUGGAAUCCUAUGAAGGAGCUGGACCCUGGUUCCAGCCCUAAGUCUGCCCCUGACAGCCGAAGCUCGGAGGAUCUGGAGCCACCCCAUCACCCCUCCACCUUUGAAACGGAGAUGUCCUCAGACUGGGAGCCCAUGGCUGAGUCGGAGGAGCAAGUCAGUCCCUGCAGGCCUGCCACCCCAGGCCCUGUACAGGGGAAGGCCUUGGUCAAAGGCCUGUGUGACAACCAGUGUCUGCAAUGGGAGGUGAGCUUUGAGCUGGAACCGCCAGCCCUGCAGAGGGAGGAGGAGCAGGAUGCGGACCUGUGGAGCGAGACCUUCCACCACCUGGCAGCGCGCGCCAUCAUCCGUGACUUCGAGCAGCUGGCAGAGCGUGAGGACGAGAUCGAGCUGGGGUCCAAUCGCCGGUACCAGGUGAACGCCGUGCAUACCAGCAAGGCCUGCAACAUAAUCAGCAAGUACACGGCCUUCGUGCCUGUGGACAUAAACAAGAGGCGGUACCUGCCCUCGGUAGUGAAGUACCCCAACUCCGGUGCCAUGCUCCGAAUGGUCAGCUUCCGGAACCUGACCCGACAGUGGAAAGACUUGUCUUCUGGUGUUGGAAGGUCCCAGACCAUGCUCAGAGAACACGCCUCAGCUGCAGGAGACAGCAAAUUCCAGACCCUAGUACACAGCUUUGUACAGAGGCAGGAAGCAGGAAAGGGCAGCCAGGGCCUGUCCCAAGGCCCUUCCGUACGGCAUCCCCUCUCGCCCUCAGCUGCGGGCCCUCCAGCCUGUGGCUUCUCCCAGACACCAAGUUCUGGGAAACCUAAGGAACAGGAGCAAGUGAUGAGCAAAGAGGCCAUUCCAUCUGCCCAGCUUAGACCCUCCCUUCUGUCAGAUUGUCCCGUCAGUCUGACCCCAGAAGUGACAAUGCCAAUAAUCAUCACCUUGGUUCAGCAUGGUGACUCUCCUGUCACUGUGACAACAGAUUCCCCAGAACAGCAACUGACAGAGGACAGGGUUCGCUGUGACAGGGAAACUGAGGCUCAAAGCCUUCUGAUGUGUCAGGACUAUGUCCUGGUGCCUCCUGGGGACCUAGAAGGAACAUCUCAGUGGGCACAGACCUGGGAGAUACCACCGCACCCAGAAUCUGACUCCCAUCCUGAAGCCCCCGCUCUAGGCUUGCCCCCAAUUCCCUGUGGAGUCUGCACCCUAGAAGAACCCCCUGCUUCGACCUUCAAUAAGAUCCUGUCCCCUGCCAGGGAGAAGGACACAGCCGCAGAAGGUUCCCCUCACAACCUGUCCUCCAUGAAGGCCUCUGAGGCUCUCUUUGGAUCCAAAUUGAAUCUCAACAAGCCCAGGCUGCUAACCCGAGCUGCCAAAGGCUUUCUCAGCAAAUCAAUGGCCAAGACCCCAGAGCCAACUCCGGGCAGCCAGAGCUUGGACUACAUACCACUGGUGUCUCUGCAACUGGCCUCCGGAGCCUUUCUGCUCAACCAAGCCUUCUGCGAUGCCAUCCAAAUCCCCAUGGAGAAACUCAAGUGGACCUCACCCUUCAUCUGCCUCCGAAUGUCCCUCACCACCCGCCGGCACGGUUCGGAGAGCCAGAAUCCACGGAACGGCAUCAGUCUGUCAUCUCCAUCCCCACCCCACAACAACAACCCCCUAGAGGCCGAAGCUGAAGGCAGCUCAGACCUGGAGCCAGGCGCGCUGUUGGAGCACACAGGAAAGCUGUGGGCCACUGUGGUGGCACUCGCAUGGCUGGAACACAGCUCGGCUUCCUACUUCAUCGAGUGGGAGCUGAUCGCUGCUAAGGCCAGCUCGUGGUUGGAGCAGCAGAAGGUGCCUGAGGGCCGCACGCCGAGCACACUCAAGACCACUGCCCGCCAGCUGUUUGUGCUCCUGAGACACUGGGAUGAGAACCUGGAGUUCAAUAUGCUCUGUUACAACCCCAAUUAUGUGUAG
This is a messenger RNA of Arvicola amphibius (Eurasian water vole), 4176 nucleotides long. RefSeq names its product von Willebrand factor A domain containing 5B1 (gene Vwa5b1). Bases 1 to 4176 code for a protein of 1391 amino acids. NCBI's taxonomy places the organism in Eukaryota, Metazoa, Chordata, Mammalia, Rodentia, Cricetidae. The record is from RefSeq and is a predicted model, not a curated record. The transcript is spliced from 24 exons.